AUGUGCAUCGUAACAGCCAUAUCAAUUAGCUCAAAUGGUAAAUGCAAGAAGGGUGGAUUAUACUAUUAUAUGCAAUAUCAAGUGGCAAAUGCUAAUGGCAUCAUUAUAUGUAGUCGUGUAGCAGAAACGAUUGUUGAUUUGAUGGCCGAAAGCGGUUAUGACACUGACCAAUUCAAAAAUCCGUUUUCUUGGUAUCGGUCAGCUGGACAAUUUUAG
This is a messenger RNA of Acanthocheilonema viteae, 216 nucleotides long. The record is from the annotation of a GenBank genome assembly. NCBI's taxonomy places the organism in Eukaryota, Metazoa, Nematoda, Chromadorea, Rhabditida, Onchocercidae.